Molecule: messenger RNA, 1518 nt
Organism: Nipponia nippon (crested ibis)
Lineage: Eukaryota; Metazoa; Chordata; Aves; Pelecaniformes; Threskiornithidae
Source: RefSeq, a predicted model, not a curated record
AUGGAGAAGCUGCAGCCUCCCAAAAACUGCCAGUGCAACCUGGAGCAUGCCCUGCAGCAGACCACAGACCAUGGCCAGAAGCAGCUCAGCUAUGCCCUCCAGACCCCUGACCUGCUGUGGGAGGACGAUUCUCCGCACUGGCAGAGGAAAGCCAUGCUGGACCCCACUUCGACUGAGAGCGCGCAGGACGUUUUUCAGAUGGAUCUGUACUUCAGCCAGGAGACCCCACUGGAAAGCAGCCCACGCAGCCAAGAGGAGCACUGGAUGUGGCAGCCUGUGGAGAGCAGCAAGGUGGAGGACUUUUACAAGACAGAUCUGGAGAGGGAAUUUUUCCCAAACUGGACAGAAGUCUCUAAGGUUGAGGAGGUGACACCUGGAGAAAGCCAGCAGGCCAGAAGGGUCUCCUUUAAAAGGGAGACGUGUGAGCCUAAGACUGACAUUGUUUUCCUGAAAGUCCACAAGAGCGCCAGCAGCACUGUCAUGAACAUCCUCUUCCGCUUCGGUGAGACACACAACCUCACCUUUGCCUUCCCCAUCGGGGGUGGCAACCAGCUCUUCUACCCACACCACUUCUUGGCAAGUUUCGUGAAGGGCUUCUCCCCCAGGCGCCCUCAGCGGUUCAACAUCCUUUGCCACCACAUGCGAUUCUUGCAGUCAGAGGUGCAGAAAGUGGUGUCCAGCUCAGCUGUGUACUUCUCCAUCCUGAGGAACCCUGUGCAGCUCAUGGAGUCCUCCUUCAUGUACUACAAGGGCACAUCAGCUUUCUCCCGUGCCCGCAGCCUGGAGGAGUUCCUCAGCCAUCCCUACCACUUCUACAACCCUGCAGACCCCAACAGCCACUAUGCCAAGAACCUCAUGACAUUUGACUUUGGCUUCAACCCUGAUGGAGAGUUCUCAGCCAAGCGGGUGCAACUCAUGCUGAAGGCCAUCGAGGCAUCCUUUGACUUGCUCCUCAUCUCCGAGUACUUCGAUGAGUCCAUGGUGCUGCUGAAGGAGAUGCUGUGCUGGGACCUGGACAGCAUCGUCUCCUUCCCACUAAACAUCAGGGACAGCAGCACCAAGUUCCCCCUCUCGGACACCAUCGUGGAGAAGAUAAAGGACUGGAACAGGCUGGAUUGGGAAAUCUACAUCCACUUCAACAGGACCUUCUGGGAAAGGAUUGACAGAGACAUCGGCAGGGAGCGCAUGCAGCAGGAAGUAAAGGCACUUCGGAAGAGGCGGGCAGAGCUGGCAAGGACCUGCCUGCAAGGGAUGGGCAGCGUGGCCCCGAAGGACAUCAAGGACUCUUCCCUGCAGCCACUGCAGCACGGCAAUGCAAAGAUCUUGGGCUAUAACCUCAAGCAGGGCUUGGAUAAGGAGACAGAGCGAAUGUGCCGGCGGCUGGUGACCCCGGAGCUGCAGUACAGCAGUGCUCUCUACAAGAAACAGUUUGCCCAGAAGCGCCUCCAGAGCCAGCAGCCCGCUCCCUCUCAGCGGGGCAAUGCCCUGCGGCACAGGCUGGAGGGCACCCACAACUGA